CUGACCAUAGAGAUUUCAAGACUUUCUAGAUUAUUGAUUUCAUCCUUGACUCAAGUCUCACCCAGUUCUGAUCUCUGCUCUGUUUACCUAUGAGAAUUAGUGAUAGUAAUGGAGCUUUACAUAACCCAUCCCUCCACCCAGGGCAGUCCUGACCAAGCCCCUUUCCUCUUGAUCAACUCAGCUGCUUCGCAAACACUGAAGAUGACUGGCGUUUCCUGAUUUUUGUCUGGAGUUUCCGUCCUUGGGCUGGAAGGAUGGGGCAAUAUGUAGUUCGAGCAUCAUGCCUUGAACAGACUAGUUUUUUGGAGACUUUAUGCACCAGAAGCCUCUUUCAACAACCUAUUGUACAGUCUUGCAGAACUCAAGAUUUAAUGGAAAAUCCUGUAAUGGCAACAUAGGCCAAACAACAUGUAUAUUUCUCUAAUUAAUGUCAAUGAAUGAAGAAACAUUGAAAAACUUGGGAUCUUAACAGGAUAUAAGGAUCCUUUUGCUUUUACGUAAAAAGAUUUCUGCAAAAAUCCUUCGUCUUUUAUUAGGAAAACAUUUGGAGAUUGGUUUUGUAAAUCGGACUGCUUUUUAGAGGUAAGCACAAGAGGGAAUGAGAGAGGAAGCGGUGAUACAGUGGAUAUUUUUGUCCAUUCAUCUACAGGAAGCCAGGUUUCACUUUCUCCCCCUUCUUUUUAGUGAGCCCUUUUUUGGAACCCCUGGAUUCUUCCCUGCACUUCCAUCAGUGUCUUUAACUCAUUUUCUCUGUGUUGUAAAGUCUCACUGAUGGACAGUGAUGGAUUGUCUGGGCUCUGGCCUCAGGAAAGCUCUCCUCCACCGCACUGCCUCCGGUAGGUGAUCCAACGGUUCUCAGUUUAAUGAGCUUCAACAUGCCAACAAUGAGACGUUUCACCGUGACUCUAGGAAAGAAAGUAGAGGUUGGUUGUCAGAGAAUGGAGAGGAGGCUGUUGAACGAACUCUGAUUCUCACCCAGUUGAGAUCUAAAAUUAAUCUGUUGAUGAGUAGGAAAGCUGCAUUCAUGUAAUCACAAAACCGCAUAUCAUGGGGAAUGGAUUAAGAAAAAUGAAGCAUCGUCGGAAGUAUUGGUUUUGGCCAGCUAAAGAUAAAGCCAGUAAUCCCAGCUGCUUUCCCUCCAAACAAUCUGAAGAAGAGGAAACUUGUGUUGGGGUGAAGAUUGCACAGAACAAAGCCAUUGCUAGCCAUAGUCCUAAUGAGCAAGAUCAUCGCAGAGAGAAGUUGAGUCAUGGAUGUAGACUCAGUAAUAAGAGCGUCGCUGGAGUAAAUGGAAGAGUUUCAGGCCGACGGCCACCACUGCAUCCCAAACCACAAGUGCCUCCUAAGCCAGCACACCUUCAGAGUCCGGUGACGGAAGUCUCCUUUCCUCUGGCUGCUGGAACAUCACCCAUCAAUCCCAGCAUGGAGGGGGGAGGAGUAGGAGGAGCAAAAGGCAGGGGCCUAGUGUCCAACCUCAUCAGUCACUUUGAGGAGAACAGUCACAUAGACAGUCGGAGGGAGGGCGCUCCUCUGAAGCAGGUCAGCAGAUCUCCCAACUGCAGCCCGGCUCACAAAAACUACCAGAGACAGACGGAGCAGCCCACAGACACCAGCUCUGCUGUGAACAGCGAACAUCAUGCUGUCAAACCCCCCAAUGGGGUUCUAAACCAAAAGAACAGAGAACAGGACUGGAAUCAGGACAUGGACGGAAUUACGCAGGACACCGUUCCGGUCGAGGGGAUAGACAGCCAGGGACUGCUGAAUGGAGAUGCCAGCGAUGAGGCUAAGAAGGAAAUUAUGGACGAGGACUGUGUAGACCCGCCUCACACUCACAUAGAACAGGCUGAGGAGGAGAAGAAAGAGCCGGAGCAGGAUGACGUUGUAAUGAACAGCAUCCCAGAACAGAAGGAAACCAAUGAGCAGAAACUCUACAAGAUAGCAAAUGAACUUCUGCAGACAGAGAAGGCUUAUGUUGCACGACUCAACUUGCUAGAUAAGGUGUUUUAUGCCAAGCUGAUAGAAGAAGCCAGAAAAGACACGUUCCCCAUGGAUGUGGUGAAAAACAUAUUUUCCAACAUCUCUUCCAUUCAUACCUUCCACAGCCAGUUUCUUCUGCCUGACCUGGAAAAACGCAUGGGAGAAUGGACGGCAACACCUCGCAUUGGGGACAUCCUACAGAAACUCACUCCCUUUCUAAAAAUGUACGCUGAAUAUGUGAAGAACUUUGAUCAUGCUAUGGAUCUGCUGAAGCAAUGGACAGAUCGAUCGCCUCCAUUUAAAGCCAUCAUUCUGGAAAUCCAGCGUCAAGAAGCAUGUGGCAGUCUGUCGCUGCAGCACCACAUGUUGGAGCCUGUUCAGAGAGUGCCACGAUACGAGAUGCUGCUCAAAGACUAUCUGAAGAAACUUCCUCAGGAUCACAUAGACCAGCGGGAUGCUGAAAAGUCUUUAGAGAUUAUCGCCAUGGCUGCCACUCAUUCCAACACCGCCAUUAGGAAAACAGAAAACCUUAAGAAAUUGCUGGAGAUUUAUGAGAUGCUGGGAGAGGAAGAGGACAUUGUGAACCCCUCAAAUGAGUUAAUAAAGGAAGGUCAUAUUCUAAAACUGGCAGCUAGAAACACUUCAGCCAUGGACAGAUAUCUCUUCCUGUUCAACAACAUGCUACUGUACUGCGUUCCCAAGUUUAGCUUGGUGGGACAGAAGUUUACGGUUCGCACACGUAUCGGGAUUGAAGGCAUGAAGGUGAUGGAGACGUACAAUGAGGAUUAUCCUCACACCUUUCAGGUUUCCGGAAAGGAACGGACACUGGAGCUGCAGGCCAGCUCUGAACAGGAUAAAGAAAGCUGGAUAAAGGCAUUCCAGGAAACAAUACACAUCUCUCUCCAGAAAAAUGAGACCUUUAAGUCAGCUUCCAAAGAUGUGGAGGAGAUAGCGGAACUUAAGAUAUCAGAGCUGGGUAAAAGAGCCCCUCGUUGGAUCCGAGACAAUGAGGUGACCAUGUGCAUGAAGUGCAAAGAGCCCUUUAACGCCAUCACACGCAGGAGACAUCACUGUCGGGCCUGUGGAUACGUGGUCUGCUGGAAGUGUUCAGAGUACAAAGCCACUCUGGAAUAUGAUGGGAAUAAGAUGAGCAAGGUGUGCAAAGACUGUUUCUGCAUCCUGACAGGCCAUAUAGACAGUGAGGAGAGGGAGGGCAAGAAGAAGGGCAUUCUAGAGAUUGAAGCUGGUCAGUUCUCGGGCAACAGUAUCAUGUGUGGCUUCCUGCAGUACUGCGAGAAGAACAAGCCCUGGCAGAAAGUCUGGUGUGUCAUUCCUCAAAAAGAAGCUCUAGUUCUCUACUUGUACAGAGCACCUCAGGAUGUCAAGGCCCAGUCCACGAUUCCUCUGCUUGGCUACCAGGUGGAGGACAGCGCAAGACCCACCGACCCUCCCGCGAGCUUCAGACUGUCUCAGUCGAAAUCAGUCCACAGCUUUGCAGCAGAGAGCGAGGAUGUGAAACAGCGCUGGCUCAAAGUGAUCCGUAUGGCGGUGACAGGAGAGGUACCAAAAUCACCUGAAGAAAACCAUUCUACGGAAAUCACCCAAGAGCCGAGCUCUAAUGGCGUCUGAGCAAAAAGAGCAAACUCUUGUUGAAGAUUUUAGUACUGACGUGGCAAUGCUGUCGGUAAGAAGAGUGUUGAAGCUCCCGCUUGCUGCGCCAUCACUGCUGGUCCAGUUGUCCUAAAGAUUCAUUUGGAUUUGAACACAUCCAGAAUACAGGGCUUUAAAGCACAUGGAUAUCGGCUUCAUCCUUACCUGACAGAUUAGAAGCUCACAAAGGAUGCAAACGGAGCACAUGUGAACACAUGGAAAAACAGACAUGCUAUUCCAUCAUCACACUAUAUUAUAGCUGACGCAGCACUGUUUUAAGCCUAAUGUAAAAAUUGUACAAUUCAGAACAUUUACAGUACAUGUUGUAUGUAUAGUAUAUUGAGGCAAAAAUCCAGAUGUUGACACCAUUAUAAAAAAAAAUAUAUAUGAUUUGUACAUGCAGGACAUUAGCGCUUUUCAAAAGACAAGAUUGCAAUUUAGUGCAAAUAUAAAUUGCAUUCAGAUGCAAAAUGCUCUGCAUGCAAUAGAAGCUCCUUCAUUAUGGCCAGCAGACAUGGUGUGUUGUCAACAUUGUUGAUCCUAGGUUGAGUUGCAGCGGUAUACCAGUAUAUCAUAGUAUUAAAAUUGUCGAUUUGCUUAAAUGCAACUGGACUGAGAAUCUCAACUGCACAUGCGCGACACAUGCAGAAGUGUGAAAGAGAUGUGAGGCUGAAUAGAGCUUCACCAAACUUGUAGCACAAUGACCUGUCUGAUAAGAAACAAAGUCUUAGCUUUCAAAUUCUGUCAACUUUAUCAGGAAACCCAAAUAAGAAAUGCUGUUUUGGCGGUCUUUUAAUCGUUGUAUCUGCCUAUGUAGUAAGCGGCAGAGUGGAGCACGCGUUAAACCAGAUAGCACACGUACGUCUGCGAGAUGUCUGUUAAAGAUUGUUUCAUCUGGAAAGCAUUUGCUGUGUACAAACAUCUGAUAGAUGUCUUUAAGAUGUCAGUUUUACAUGCAUUAUAAAUCUUAAACAUCUUUAAAGACAUCUUCUAAAUGUCUAUUUGACACCUGAUAGGAAACGUCCUAUAGACGUAUUUGCAGACUAAAAAAAAUAAAAAAACCGUGAAUGAACAUUAGAAGGCAUGGUGAAAGAUUUAGAAAAACUACCUGGAAUGUAUUAGCUCUAAUUUAAUCGCCCAAUCAGUGUUUUGACCACGAAAAGAAGUCAGUGAAACAACUACAUUACAUUUACCUCAGGAAAUUUUGAUAGUUAGCUAGAAGGACCUUAACCUGUUAAUAAUAAUUUAUUUGUUUUUUUGAAAACUACCUUAUGUGCAAUUUGAAUGUUUGUAUAAAAUUUUGUUUUGAGUGAGUAGCCUAUAAAUUCAUUUAGUCUCUGUCCUUAAUUUUACUCUUUAAUAUUAAUGUUUCAAAUGAGAGGGUUUCCAUGUUUAGUUUACAGCAUUAGUUUGAAUAAUUUUUAACUUAAGAAAAAUUGAUGUGCAGCUAAAAUAUAUUUAAAUACUGUAUACCGUGACGCCAAAAUAUCCUACCGUUGCAACCCUCCUACGACAGUAUUAACCAAUCCUAACCACUAGCGGCAGUCCAGGACCAACAAGGAUGCAGAUCUAGGAACAUGUCUCAUGUGGGAUGUACUUAAAGGUGCUGUAUGUAGGAUUAACACCGAGUGGUUGAACUAGGUAUUGCAGUCCAAAUUCUAAAUAUUGGAGCGGGUUUUUUCACCUGGCACCUUCUACUUUGAACUGAUGCACACGUAGGUUGCCAGAUUGACGACACAAACAGGAACGAGCGCACUUGAUGAUGAGCGAAAUUAAAUACGCUGUGCUCUCUGCCAACUGGCAACCCGGGUUGCCGAGAUACAAUUGGGUAAACUGGCAGAGGGGGGGUUUCACAGAACAUUCCGGCCCGGAAACUGUUUUUAUACAGUCUAUGCCCAAAACACACAUUUUUAAAGGAGAAUAACUAACUGUAUCAUUGUUUUUCAGAUAAGUAUGUUAACUUAGCAUGUUUCUUAAAUAUCUGCAAACAUAUUAUGGUAUUUUUACGCUUAAGUAGAGUCAAAAUCUUACAUACAGCACCUUUAAGUGAGCUUCAACGCCACCUUCUGGUUUGUAGUGUCUCAGCACAUCCGAUAUCAAUCUUUUGACAGAUUUAAAAGUCUGCUGAACCUCAUAUUAGUUUCCGAAACAGAACAACAGCAGUCGAGACCAUGUGAAUAAUGUUUCACUUACUAUAAGCUGUUUCACUUUCCCUCAUUUAAAAGCACAUUCAGAUCAAACAUGAACAAAAUUGUGGCUUUGGUGUCAGUAGCUCAGCAGUCAACCCCCAGACUUCUAUUGAAUUAUCAGAGAUGGACAGCGUGUGAUUUAUUAUCAGCUCUCUAAUCAUGGUAAUAGAUUAAGGAUUUAGUGGAAUAACUGGUUGUAGAUCAAAUUUGUGUGAUGAUUUCUGUAAUAGACCUUUAUUUGUAGGCAGUCAGUUGACUAAUGGAGGUGGUUUUGUUCUGUGUAUCUACUGUGGGCAGCACAAUCACACUCAGAAGGCCCGCUGGAGCAGGGAAAUGUAUAUGUUCUUUAAAUAGUGUAAUUAUAAUUUUAUUAUUUAAAAAUAAUUUAUAGCAGAAAUGCAUGAUUUUACAUAGCACACAAUUACAUUUUCAGUCUCUGUGUAGAUUGGAUCAUUUAUUCAUCACUUUGUAUUUAAGAAAUAAGCAUGUCCAUUUAUUUCUACAGCUGCAUAUUCCUAACAUUACUGGGAAUUAAUUUGGCUUGACUUUCAUCACACCAACAUUGUGCGUUACAGGCCUUCUUUCACACUCAAUUUUAAGCAAUUUUUUUUUAUUAUUUAAAAAGAACAGAAACCACUAUUUGGUUUGAUGUUUCUGGGAAACUCUGCUGUGUGGAAACAAUGUACAAUUUUAAAGCUACUUGACCUUGAAACAUAUCACAGCAAAGAAUUGUAGUCAUAUUAUUGUCCAGUUGUUGAUUCCACAGUCCAUAUUUUCUGAAUGGGACGUGCCUAUGACAUUUUAUAAAUGUAGUUACACACACAUUUUUACAGGCAAACUAUGAAAGCAACUAGGUUGGUAUAUUGAACGUGAGUUUCUGUAUUAAAACAUGGAUGUGUGUUCAUUGUUGCCAUUCGAAAGCUGAAUGUAGUCUGAAUCUCUUCCACGGUAAAGCUACAUCAGCUCUCAAAACCGAGACAGACCCUAUUUUAUACAUACAAAUGAAACUGAAGAUGACACACUUUACGGCCUUCUAUAAAGUGUACCUUGUAAAAUAAAGCAAGAUUAUUCUGCAA
This is a messenger RNA of Cyprinus carpio (common carp), 6892 nucleotides long. Its product is annotated as FYVE, RhoGEF and PH domain-containing protein 4-like. Gene Ontology annotation, biological process: filopodium assembly; cytoskeleton organization. Gene Ontology annotation, molecular function: guanyl-nucleotide exchange factor activity; metal ion binding. Lineage: Eukaryota; Metazoa; Chordata; Actinopteri; Cypriniformes; Cyprinidae. The record is from RefSeq and is a predicted model, not a curated record. Gene Ontology annotation, cellular component: cytoplasm.